AUGGAUCCGGACACCCACAGCGACCUCGUGGCCCUCUACGCCCUCUACCCGGCCUCCUCCGCUGACCUCACCGCGCUCGCCCCAGCUUGCGACCCGGAAUUCUGCGGCCCCGCCGCCCUCCCCAGCUGGCCCUCAGAAGACCCCAGAUCCCCAGCUUUGGCACCGCCUAGGCUGCAGAUAGAGAAGGCGUAUCUUGCGAUUGCUACGACGCCGGCAUGGCGCGAGGAGGGUGUGACGCUGGUCACGCUGAACAGGUACGACUAUGGCGGUGGGAGUGAGGAAGAAGCGAUGGAUGGGUGGCAGCGGGAGGCGCUUGAGCGGGGUACGCGGCGCAAGUUUUGGACGUGA
This is a messenger RNA of Paraphaeosphaeria sporulosa, 348 nucleotides long. RefSeq lists its product as uncharacterized. The coding region runs from base 1 to 348 and encodes 115 amino acids. The transcript has 2 exons. The record is from RefSeq and is a predicted model, not a curated record. Lineage: Eukaryota; Fungi; Ascomycota; Dothideomycetes; Pleosporales; Didymosphaeriaceae.